AUGGAGAAUAACAAGAAAGACGGAAAAGAUAGAAAAGCUUUUGUAAGUCAAACAUACUUUAAACUAAUUUACUAUUCUGAGUUAUAUUCUUCAAACUAUGAGAAUAGAAUAAAACUUUAUGAUAAGAUAUUAUCCGAAAAUACGGAACUUACUUCAGAAGAAAAACAAUCUUGUCAAGAUAGAGCUUUAAGAAACACUGAGAGAGAGAAAGAAUUGUUUAAAAGAGGCAAUCCAAUAGAAUGUAGUUAUUGCAGGUUAACAAGAUAUUCAACUCGCUACUGUGAAAAUUGUAUUAUAAAAUAUUUAAAAAGCUUCUUUGGAACUUGGUCAUCUGGAU
Molecule: messenger RNA, 337 nt
Organism: Dentiscutata erythropus
Lineage: Eukaryota; Fungi; Glomeromycota; Glomeromycetes; Diversisporales; Gigasporaceae
Source: the annotation of a GenBank genome assembly